Fonticula alba is the source of this 975-nucleotide messenger RNA. RefSeq names its product YggS family pyridoxal phosphate enzyme. The transcript has 5 exons. The record is from RefSeq and is a predicted model, not a curated record. Lineage: Eukaryota; Rotosphaerida; Fonticulaceae. The coding region runs from base 1 to 975 and encodes 324 amino acids. Gene Ontology annotation, cellular component: intracellular anatomical structure. Gene Ontology annotation, molecular function: pyridoxal phosphate binding.
AUGUCCGCCCCCAGCACCAACACCCCUGCUGCCGCCGCCGCCGCCGCCGGCGCCGCCGCCGCUCCCAAGGAGGAGACCAUGCUCGACCGGCUGAACGACUCCUCGCGCGCCUUCCUCCGGGCCUACUCCCAGCGGCUGCUGGAUGUUGCUGAUGGCCCGGCCCCCUUCGGGCUGCUGAGCGCCCCGGACCACGAAUCCCAGCCGCGCCUGCCUCAGCUGCUGCUGGUCGCCAAGUGCCAGACGCUGGACUCCCUGCGCGAGGCCCAUGCUCUGGGGCAGGUGAACUUCGGGGAGAACUACAUCCCGGAGCUGUGUAACAAGGCGCUGCUGCUCCCCAAGACCAUCCAGUGGCACUACAUCGGCAUCUUGCAGUCCAACAAGAUCCGGCAUCUCCUCCAGAGCGUCCCCAACCUUGCCGGCAUCCAGACCGUCACCUCCGAGCGCCAGGCACAGACCAUCUCCCGGGUGAUGGGUGAGCUGAAGGCCUCCGGCGUUCGGGCCCCCGGCGAUCGGCUGCGCCUCUUUGUGCAAAUUAACACCAGUGGCGAGGACACCAAAUCCGGCCUGGACGCGGCCUCGGUGGACACGGCCCCGGCCACCAGCGAAACCGAUCAGACUCACCCGGACUUUGCUGUCAUGCGCCUCAUCCGCCAGAUCCAGGCCCUGGACCAUGUGGCCUUCGAGGGCCUGAUGACCAUCGGCUCCACCGAGGAGUCGUACGCCGACUCGGGCUACAAUUCCGACUUCGCCCGGCUGCAUGCCCUGCGCGAGCGCAUUUGCACCACGACCGGCCUCCACCAGGGCAUCAUCGGCCUGAGCAUGGGGAUGUCCGCGGACUUCGAGCAGGCCAUUCGCCAGGGCAGCACCUGCGUCCGCAUCGGGUCGGCCAUCUUCGGUGGCCGUAACAUGGAGGCCGUCCAGCAGAUCGCCCUCCAGGCUGAGGAAUUCCGCAAGCAGCAGGCAUCCUCCUCGUGA